Molecule: messenger RNA, 661 nt
Organism: Aspergillus japonicus CBS 114.51
Lineage: Eukaryota; Fungi; Ascomycota; Eurotiomycetes; Eurotiales; Aspergillaceae
Exons: 3
Coding region: 424-639 (71 amino acids)
Source: RefSeq, a predicted model, not a curated record
CUUGUGUUCUCCUCACACGAAUGCAGUUCGUAUGUCCGCAUUUCUAUUUCAUCAACUGUCAUCGAAAUCGCUUCCAUAGUCAGAAACCCUCCGGUUUAUUGUGUCCUUAUCCUGGACGGGAUGUUGCCGCAUUUGUCAAAGGCCAUCUUAGGCAGAAAUGACACAGUCCAGUAGAAGACAAUAACUACUAGAAUGUAAUCAACUUUGGUUUCCAGGCAACUUCUUAUUCCUGUAUCGAAUUAUCGAAGCCCAACCGACGUCAUCGCGUGGCCUGCAACUAUAGAAAAGCCCGCUUGUCUCUGGCCGCCUCUCUCGCUGCAACCGUUGUUAAGAAUUCCCCAGAAUCAUCAUCCAGCCGCUCUCUAUCCUCCACACUAUACAUCUACUCAUCACUAAGUCAAGCUAAACACGUUACUCAUCGCAAUGCCUGUCAUCCCCGAGCCUGCUAGCUUCCCUACUGCCCACGGCAGUAACAACGAUAGCCCUUCCAACUCCUCGGAGCAGAGAGACCCUGGCCAGGACACAAAGAAAGCCUCGAUGCUCGAUCACCUGUCAAAGGGCCCUCAGAUCCCGGACAACAUGCCACCCAAAGCAACAAAGGAAGAAAUUGAGGCGCGUAAGAAGGAGCUGAACCAGUGAAUGUGCCGGACAUAUCAAAUGG